Staurois parvus is the source of this 384-nucleotide messenger RNA. The record is from the annotation of a GenBank genome assembly. NCBI's taxonomy places the organism in Eukaryota, Metazoa, Chordata, Amphibia, Anura, Ranidae.
UGUCAAUCACCGGGUCUCAGCUGGAGAUUCCCUGUCGACACCCGGCAAUCACUGAGUAACACUGACAGGGGAGAAGCCUAUAUUUUUGUUUACAAUCUUCUUCCCUGUCAGCUCGAGCACACUGCUCGGGAUGGCUGUGAACAGUACAGCCAUCCUGAUCAGUGUGCUUACAGUGAAGAACACACCCCCCCCCCCUGCCCCCUAGUAAAACACACACAGCACAUAGUUAACCAUUUGAUUGCCCCAGAUGUUAACCCCUUCCUGUCCAGUUUUAUUAGUACAGUGUCAGUGCUUUUUAUUAGCACUGAUCACUGUAUUAGUGUCAUUGGGAUGUCAGUGGCAGUUAAUCAGUUCCCCUCCAGUGUCAGAAUGCCCGCCGCAGUC